AUGGCCUCGAUGAUGGAGCAGACAGGCAAUGACAGAAGCAGCAGCAGUCGUGUUGGGCCCGUGAGCAGUGGUGAGGGCGUCGCGGACGACAAAAAGCAGACGCAGAUCAAAUCGCAUACAACGGCCAGACAUCUCCAGCACUCGCACAACCACGCAAGCGACGAGGCCCUCUCCAGUCCGCGACACUCACGAAAUCAUUCGACGAACGCGAUCCCGCCAGUGACGCCCUACCGCGAGCGUCUACUGCCUCGCCGCGCAACUAGCUUUCCUUUGCCGAAAGGCUCGUCAUCACCUUCAUCGCCGACCGCUGCAGCAGAGAUCGAAGUUGAUUCGCUCCUCACCAACAGACCAGAAGUACCUAUUGUCCACGGCAACGGCAACUCGACUCGACGAGUCUCGGUGGGCGCAAAGUCGAAACUACGGGUACUCCGCCGGAAUAACAAUGCUAUAGAAAAAGGAAUCGACUCACGACCACCGCCAGCAAUGAUCACUCAAGGCAAAUUACAAAUUGACACGACAUCCGACUGGGUCGCAUCGCAGCAGACGGUUUCCUCUCCGCUCACCUCCAGAUCGCAACCUCCUCCCAGUCCGGCGCAGCCCACGUCCGCGCGAUCUUUUGGAAGCAGUGGCUCGCGACCAUUGAUCAAACCCAUCCGCGGCUUCAAACCCUCUUCGUACAAAGGCACUGAUAUGGCCCUGCGCCAACCCUCGGCGGAUGCAGAUAGUACUCUGCGAGCGAUAGAUGCAUACGAGCGUCCAAGAGGGGUAUCAAAUUCCUCGGAGCAGGAUGAGCCUUUAAGCGACGAGAGCGAUCUAUUCCUAAGAGCUGCGAGGGAGGAGGACACUUCACGACAAGCUGGUAAUGAUGGGCGAGAAGACUCUCUGAGUAGUCGAUUGGAUCAAAGGUCGCGAAUUGGUCAACGCUCAUCACUGCCACCGUCAAACACUCUGUUCCAAUCUUCGCUUUCUCGCCGCCGUGGAUCUGACAACGAAUCAAGCGUCUCCCGCACGCUGGACGACCAAGGAAACAGAAGCAUUAACCAGGCUCUAACAUACAACCCACCGGAGAGGGAUCGUGCGUCGACGGCUUUGGAUAAUGUAAAUAGGAGUCGAUUCUACGGAUCCAACCUCAAUUCGAGUCCAACCACCCCACGAGCGAAUAGGGAAUUCCUGCAAGAGUCUGGAUAUCAAGGACGGCGGGGCUCCCUUCCAGACCCCUCUCCUGUGCUACCCUCACGUCCGUCAUCGUACCGGCAAUCGAAUUUGUCCUAUUCUACUCCACGGAAUUACAACUCCUCGCCCCUUGUGUCACGAACGGUGGACAUGCAAGAAGCACAUGUACCCGAGACAUCGCGUGCAGCGGAGGGUACUGAAUCAACCGCGUCAACUACGGCGCCUUCGACCGUGUGGGACGAACUAGAGGAUUUGAAGUCACGCAUACACAGGCUCGAAUUGACCGGGAAGCUUCCGGCAACGUCGGGUGCUGCCAUGUCGCGUGCGGCGCACGAGCGGCCUCCAACGGCGACGACUACGACCAAUACGACGAUGUCUACCUCUCCGAAGCAGCGUGGAAACGGCAAGAGCAGUUCUCCUACAGAAUUGAGUAACCGACAAGCGCAGCCGAAUGACAGCCAUCCACUAUUGUACUCUGCGCUUGCGAAAUCUCAGUCGCUCUUGACUCCUGAGAUUUUCGCGUACUUGGAGGCCGCCGCCAACGACGCGCUCGACAUCUCUGCAAUGAUGGGAGAAUCUGGGCAGCCAGGACCUAUUUCGAGUGCGCAGUCAACGGUUGAUGGGCCGGCAUCUGGAGUAGUAUCAGAUAGACAGGUUCGCCGAAAGGCAGGCAACUUGUGUCGCAGUCUGACCGAACUAUGUCUGGCUUUGUCCAAUGAGAAAAUGGAGCAACAUCCUGUUGAAAAACAAAACGGUGUUAGACCAAGAAGUAGUGGAAGAGACUCGGAGCUCCGACCUAGUAUCGAGACGUCCAAUCUCGUACCACGACAGCCUCUAAGUAACGAAAUUACCAGGAUCAAAUCGAGCCCUAGAGCGCUGAGCAGACUUGAAGAGCGAAGAAGCAGUCUUUUGAACACCUCCUCAUUACCAAGUCCGAGAUUUGCUCCAUCAGAGGUUGGGAACAGUGCUCAAUCCACGAUUGGAGGUCGUCGAACCUCCUUGUUGAUUCGUAGCCGUCGUGGUAACACUGAAGAGCCAGAGGAGGACACAACGAGAUUCCGUGCACCGUCACGCGCGAUCACGGAGGUGGGGCGUUUCAGGAACUCGCAAAGAGAAUAUGUUCCAGAAGAAUCAUUACCAGAGCGAAGUCCUGCUGCACUAUCGUCAUUACCCGUCAGAAGGAAUGGCCAUGUUUCAACCUCCAGUCUACCAAACACGGGACCGCCUGUGGCCCAGUCUACUAUUGGAGCAGCCAGGAGAUUUCUAGACCGAUCGACGCCCGAAAGAGAUACCGCAGGCCCGAGUGGGAGGUUGACUGAUAACCGCGAGAUGCGGAAGUCGUCCAUCACUGGUUUCGGACUUGGAAGGACAGGAAGUCUUACCCGUCGAAGGCAAGCUAACGCAGCCGACUCGCCCAGUGCAGGUACCGGUUACCAGUGA
Molecule: messenger RNA, 2613 nt
Organism: Glarea lozoyensis ATCC 20868
Lineage: Eukaryota; Fungi; Ascomycota; Leotiomycetes; Helotiales; Helotiaceae
Exons: 3
Coding region: 1-2613 (870 amino acids)
Source: RefSeq, a predicted model, not a curated record